Messenger RNA from Gadus chalcogrammus (walleye pollock), 1548 nucleotides. RefSeq names its product uridine phosphorylase 2 (gene upp2). The coding region runs from base 126 to 1079 and encodes 317 amino acids. Gene Ontology annotation, biological process: nucleotide catabolic process; uridine catabolic process. The record is from RefSeq and is a predicted model, not a curated record. Gene Ontology annotation, cellular component: cytoplasm; cytosol. The transcript has 7 exons. NCBI's taxonomy places the organism in Eukaryota, Metazoa, Chordata, Actinopteri, Gadiformes, Gadidae. Gene Ontology annotation, molecular function: uridine phosphorylase activity.
UUCACCACUAUAUCAGCACUGCAUCAAGGGAUCGUAACUCAUAAACCAGCGGUGAGCUCUCUGAUACCAAACCAACUAUUUACAUCAGAAGAUUUAUAUACUUUGAUUUCCAAACCACUGCAGCCAUGGCACCAAUUCUGCUCAAUUGCUUGGGAAAUGACCGGAAGGAAUAUUUGGAAGAAACAUUUCAUGUGAACAAUCCCAACUUGGACGGCAUGGAAGAGGACAUUCUCUAUCACUUCAGCCUGGGCACAAAGACCCACAACCUUCCUGAGAUGUUUGGAGACAUCAAGUUUGUGUGUGUUGGGGGGAGUGCCAAACGCAUGAAGGCCUUUGCCCAGUUCAUACACACAGAGCUGAAUCUGCCCGGGAGCAAUGAUGAACUCAAGGACAUCUGCGAGGCAACCGAUCGCUACUGCAUGUACAAAGUUGGACCCGUGCUUUCCAUGAGCCAUGGCAUGGGUGUCCCUUCCAUCUCCAUCAUGCUGCAUGAGCUCAUCAAGCUCCUUCACCACGCCCACUGUCGGGACGUGGUUCUCUUUCGCCUGGGCACCUCUGGGGGAGUCGGGCUGGCUCCGGGGACGGUGGUGGUGUCAGAGAAGGCGUUGGACUACAACUUCCUACCCCAGUUCGAGCAGGUGGUCCUGGGAAAAGUGAUCAUGAGGAGCACGGAGCUGGACGCGGGCGUGUCCCGGGAGCUCCUGCAGUGCUCCAAAGAGCUCCCCAACCUCCCGGCAGUCAUCGGGAACACCAUGUGCACCAACGACUUCUAUGAAGGCCAAGGGCGGCUGGACGGAGCUCUGUGCUCCUUCUCCCACGCGGAGAAGCUGGAGUACCUGCAGAGAGCCUACGAGGCCGGGGUCCGCAACAUCGAGAUGGAGUCCACCGUCUUCGCCGCCAUGUGCCGCGUGUGUGGCCUCAAAGCGGCCGUGGUCUGCGUGACCCUGCUGAACCGCUUCGACGGCGACCAGAUCACCAGCCCCGAGGACGUCCUGGUGGAGUACCAGCAGAGGCCGCAGGUCCUGGUGGCCCACUACAUCAAAAAACGCCUUGCACUCAUCGCCCUGACCCCGCCCUAAAGCCUCAAGCCCUGCCCUAAAGCCUCUAACCCCGCCCUCAAGCCUCUAACCCCGCCCUCAAGCCUCUAACCCCGCCCUCAAGCCUCUAACCCCGCCCUCAAGCUCUCUAACCCCGCCCUCAAGCCUCUAACCCCGCCCUCGAGCCGCCAACCUUGCACCGCUACGAAUGAAGUGUAUAUAAUAUAUACAGUAUAUUAUAUAGAUAUGUGUAUAAUGAUGGAUUCAUGUGAUUAACAUGUGGAUAUGUGUUCUUACUCCUCACGCUUUGGUGCUUCUGAUAAGCUUCUAGUUAUUAUAUAAAGAGUUACCUUUUUCGACCCAAAGAAUGUAUGAUUUUAUUACAAUCACUUGCUCAUUAUUUAACGUAUUUAACAAAAUAAUUUUGUUCUGUAUUUAUAUUAUAUGUACUGUGAAGUGUAUUGUGUAUAAUGUUAGUGUCAUGUUGAAUAUGAAAAAAUAAAGUGUUCUA